AUGGUUCAAUUUCCAGCUUAUGUUGAUGGUAAACCACCUGUCAUCUCCUUGCAUGAAUACGAUGACGCUGAAUGGGCUCAAGAAACCGCAGUGGACUCUACAGCACAAGGUUAUGUUGCAGUUAAUAUGAAGGAUCAAAAUCAUAUUGUUGCUAAAUUUGAUCAAGAUGCUGCUAAAACUUUAGAUACUAUUUUCAAGAGUGCUAAAAAGCAAUACGUUGAAGAAAAUAAAGAUGAGAUUUUAGAGAAAGCUGGUGUUAAAAUGGAAAAACGUUAA
Messenger RNA from Hansenula anomala, 276 nucleotides. RefSeq lists its product as uncharacterized. The record is from RefSeq and is a predicted model, not a curated record. The coding region runs from base 1 to 276 and encodes 91 amino acids. NCBI's taxonomy places the organism in Eukaryota, Fungi, Ascomycota, Saccharomycetes, Phaffomycetales, Wickerhamomycetaceae. The transcript has a single exon.